AUGAUUGCCUAUAUUAUCGCUAGCCGAGAUGGCCUAGCCGUCGAUGUAUUUGAGGCCUGCUACCCUUUAACAUGCCUUGAUCUCAUAGGCCUUCAGGUUAACGAUUUCAUUACUACGGAGACUGGCCUGAUACGGACAAGUACCUCGGCCAUCCGGCUACAGAAGUACCUACAGCCUCCUCAGCACAUACGAAUAUCUGCCAAGGAGGGCCAACGCGUUGUUAUACGCUGCCCUGUCAUUGGCUCUGUGCAUUCUGGUAUUUCGUGGUAUCGACUUCCUAGAGAUGGCAAACAGUUGUUGAACUUAACCAAACUGGCACUGUCAUCAACUAGUCUGCAAACUUUCCUUCUGCCAUCCGGAUUGCUGGCUGAACAUAUGGAGCAGAUGAAUCUUAGCUGGAUGUACAGUCAGUACAGGGUGAGUGUUUUGGUGGCUCUGUUAGGGCUGCUUGUCCCCUUGUAA
Messenger RNA from Protopolystoma xenopodis, 462 nucleotides. The record is from the annotation of a GenBank genome assembly. Lineage: Eukaryota; Metazoa; Platyhelminthes; Monogenea; Polystomatidea; Polystomatidae.